Penicillium brevicompactum is the source of this 1491-nucleotide messenger RNA. RefSeq names its product Endonuclease/exonuclease/phosphatase. The transcript has a single exon. The coding region runs from base 1 to 1491 and encodes 496 amino acids. NCBI's taxonomy places the organism in Eukaryota, Fungi, Ascomycota, Eurotiomycetes, Eurotiales, Aspergillaceae. Gene Ontology annotation, molecular function: catalytic activity. The record is from RefSeq and is a predicted model, not a curated record.
AUGCGUUUACAAUCUCUCUUCUUCAAGGCUCUGCUUGGUAUCCCUCUUGCCACCGCAGCUGUCCUCUCAAAACAUGAGAACUCAUUUGAGCUUGUCGACGGCCCAUUUUUCACAUUCCACUACAAGACCGACAGGCCAUCAGAGAAAAAUUGGAUCGGAAUCUACAGCGUUUACGGAGAGGGCCCUGGCAAGGAAGACGCGCUAUAUUGGGAUUGGAUGCGAGAGUCAGAAGAGACCAAGCGUGUUGACGAUCUCCAUCUAAAUUGGGGCGCCUACAAGGCGUACUUCCUCGUUGGCGAGGACUAUCAAGUACUCGCUGGUCCAAUCGAUAUCUUUCUCUCCGGCGACGGUCCGAUCUCCUUCAAUGUCGACAAAUUUACGACCAAAAAUGGUCGCGAGGGUGAACAGUUUGAGGCCCGAGUGAGCGGUCUUCUGCACCAUGCGCCGGACCCCAACACCAAGUACAGCAAGGACAGCUCUGAUGCUGACUGGAUCAGCGUGUCCGAGGAUGGUGUCCUUUCUGGAACACCUAGCGAGAGCGGUAACUUCGUUGUGACUGUCAGAGCUACUGCUUCGGACAAAUCUACAGCCACUGUCGAUAUCACAGUUCCGGUGGUUCCCUCAGCCAGCCCCCUUGUCACUGAGAUCAAGGUCAUGUCCUUGAACCUCUGGUAUGGCGGUACCAAAGUCAGCGACUACAACCGCAAACAAAUUUCCGCCAUCGCCAACUCAAACGCAGACAUCGUCGGUCUCCAAGAGAGUACCCACGGCCACGCAACUCAGAUUGCAGAUGCCCUUGGUUGGCACUCAUGGCAAGGCACAGAUUCCAGUAUCAUCAGCCGCUAUCCCAUAGCCGAGAAGUACGGUGCCGUUACCAAUGUCAGCGGCGCCGUGCGGAUUGCUCUCGACGGUGACGACAACCAAGUCAUCAUCCACAACUGCCAUCCCUACGCCUACCCCUACGGACCGUACGUUCCAUGUCUUGAUUUCAAAGAUGCCAACGCCAUCAUGGACACUGAGGAACAAGCCAGUCGCGUCCUCCAAAUUAACGCCAUCAUCGAUACCAUGAAGGACGCCCUUGAUGAUGCCGAAAACAUCCCUGUGCUUCUCACAGGCGAUUUCAACGCGCCCUCUCACCUCGAUUGGACUAAAGCGACGCGAUUCUCACACUGUGGCAUUGGGCCGUUUGAGUGGCCUACCUCCAAGGUUCCCAUCGAUGCCGGCCUCAUUGACGCCUAUCGCGAGCUCAACCCAGACCCUGCCGUUGACCCUGCCAACACUUGGUCUCCUAUUUAUCUCACCAACGAAGAUUACAACAACCGCAGAGAGCCCAUGGAUCGCAUUGAUUUCGUGUACUAUAAAGGAAACCUGACUACUGAAAAGUCGGAGGUUUACAUGGUUGGCGACCCUAAGCCUGAGCCGGAUCACUACUAUAACGAAUGGCCCACUGAUCACAAGGCGGUCCUUGUUACAUUUAAGAUAGGGUCUUAG